AUGCGUGAGAUCGUCCAUGUUCAGGCCGGACAAUGCGGAAAUCAGAUCGGUGCUAAGUUCUGGGAGGUCAUCUCUGACGAGCAUGGCAUCCAGCCCGAUGGAUCAUACAAAGGGGAGAGCGAUCUCCAACUAGAGCGAAUCAAUGUUUACUACAAUGAGGCUAAUGUAUCCGUAACAAUGUCUGGAGUAACAACGUGCUUGCGAUUCCCUGGCCAACUAAAUGCUGAUCUUCGCAAAUUGGCCGUCAACAUGGUACCCUUCCCUCGCUUGCAUUUCUUCAUGCCUGGAUUUGCGCCAUUGUCAGCAAAGGGAGCUCAAGCAUACCGUGCACUUACCGUGUCUGAGCUCACACAACAGAUGUUUGACGCCAAGAACAUGAUGGCUGCUUGUGAUCCACGACAUGGACGUUACCUGACGGUCGCUGCUAUGUUCCGUGGACGUAUGAGUAUGCGCGAGGUCGAUGACCAAAUGAUGUCUGUACAAAACAAGAACUCAUCCUAUUUCGUGGAGUGGAUUCCUAACAAUGUGAAGACAGCUGUGUGCGACAUUCCACCCCGAGCUAUGUUCCGUCGCAAAGCCUUCUUGCAUUGGUACACUGGUGAGGGUAUGGACGAGAUGGAAUUCACUGAAGCCGAAUCCAACAUGAACGAUCUUGUGUCCGAGUAUCAACAAUAUCAAGAGGCAACUGCCGAUGACGACGGUGAAGCGGAAGGAGCCGUUGAGAACGACACCUACGCAGAAGAGUAA
Messenger RNA from Ostertagia ostertagi, 747 nucleotides. The record is from the annotation of a GenBank genome assembly. NCBI's taxonomy places the organism in Eukaryota, Metazoa, Nematoda, Chromadorea, Rhabditida, Trichostrongylidae.